Molecule: messenger RNA, 6759 nt
Organism: Acanthaster planci (crown-of-thorns starfish)
Lineage: Eukaryota; Metazoa; Echinodermata; Asteroidea; Valvatida; Acanthasteridae
Gene: zcchc24
Product: zinc finger CCHC-type containing 24
Molecular function (GO): zinc ion binding; nucleic acid binding
Source: RefSeq, a predicted model, not a curated record
UAGAAAGAUGAGGGAGGAAGAAGUUGGUGGGGUGCCUCUUUACGUUUUUUUUCGUCAUCUUGAUUAUCAAACCAGCCGACCCCAUCCCGCGGAGCUGGGUCGGCUAGAGCUGAUGAUGAGCUGUGCGCGACGUUCAUUGGCUGUCGCCUUGAUUGGCAUCCCAUGCUAGGAAUUUGAUGUCCAUGUCACUUCUGAGGGUCAUAAUCAUUUUCCAAACCCGAGAGAGAGAGAGAGAGAGAGUCUGUGUAGUCGUUACGGAAUACACCAGGGCCUGUCUGCACCCCCGGAGUACUAUACAAGCUGUUUGGAUGAAGAGUUAGUUCAGCAAUUUUUGGGGGUAGAGAAAUUUUUUUUUCUUGGGGGGUUCGAGAGGCUUAGCCGUCUGGCGUAAAGUGCUGUUUGGCGAUCGAGGUUGAAUGAGGCACACGGACGCGGCGGGCUUGACUGGCAACAUGGCGGAGAUUUCCUCCAUGGGCACAGUGGACAUGAACGCGACCAACAUGGCCAAUUCGGCAGUGUUCGCACCCGGUUCCACGCAGCAGCUCUUCAACAACUGGAUGGCCUACUGGCCGCAAAUACAGCAGCAGCAACAACAGCAGCAGCAACAGGACCAGCAAGGGAACACCGUGCCGACUGGAUCGAAGAGCGGGCACCACGGGCUCCCCAACGGACUCAACUCCACAGCGGCCGAUCAACUCGGCCUGUCCGGGACGUGGUCCGAGAAAUACAUCCAAGAGAACCCGGACAUCUCAAGCCAGUUGUCGGACUUCCUGUUGAUGCAGAAUGGAGAGCAUCCUUACAACUCGGCGAGACACUCUCAGAGACUUGAGGAGGUGGCCAGCUUUGCGUUCCGAAACAACAAGAACCAGAUCCCAAGCUCACUGCAAACCAUGAGCAAGAUGAUGACGUCGCCCUAUGGCAGCAUUGGCGACAUUGCUGACCAGUUCAGUGAUCUCUCACUGUCGCCGAUUGACCGCAAAAUGGGGCGGAGACCGCCCCCCACUUAUCUCUGCCACCUUUGCUUCAACAAGGGCCACUACAUCAAAGACUGCCCUCAGGCUCGCCCCAAGGGGGAGGGACUGACGCCCUACCAAGGCAAGAAGCGCUGCUUUGGCGAGUACAAGUGCCCCAAGUGCAAGCGGAAGUGGAUGAGCGGCAACAGUUGGGCCAACAUGGGCCAGGAGUGCAUCAAGUGCCACAUCAACGUCUACCCACACAAGCAGCGCCCUCUAGAGAAGCCAGACGGUCUGGACGUCUCUGACCAAAGCAAGGAGCAUCCGCAACACCUCUGCGAGAAGUGCAAGGCGCUGGGCUACUACUGCCGUCGCGUCCAGUAGGUCGCCUACCACCUCUUCCCCGGUCCCCCCCUCCCCCCCCCAAAGGAUUUGACGCCUCUUCUGUCUCACUCACAGGCCCACAGAGAGACCAUUUCCAGUUGAAACAUCACUGCGAAACCUCUUGUAAUCACGGCACACAUUGUACAGCCAGCUCUUAAUAUGAACAGCACCCAUACCGUAACCUACUGCUACUAAAGGGAAAUUUGUGCAUGUCAAAUCUACUUUAGGGGAAUUAUGCCAUUAGUCUGUAUUUCAAUUCUGGCAAUAACUAGGUUCUUGUUGUUAUCACAAGGCUGAUCCCAGCAAACUGUUUGCAACAAGCAUUGACUGUGUUUUGGUACAAGGUGGAAGACUUGUAUUUGAUAAAUGUAUUUAUGUGUAAUUCUGAUUUGGAAUCUGAUGUAUUUUUUUUUCUGGGUUCACGGUUGAUAAUUGAUGUCCCACUUUCUUCUGCCUUGACCCUGUGAGUGGUUUGCCUAGCAAGGGUUUGAGAGUUGUUAUGCUCAGCAUGGAAACAUUUUUGUUAAGCAAAAAAAAAAGUCUUCAGCUAAGAUUUUGAUGCACUUUGUAGCAGCUGCAUGAAUCUUGUGGGGGGUGCAGUGGUUGUUUCUCAGGAUUUGGGAAUCCACAUCAUCCAAAAGGGAUGUGUAUGCUCUGUAACUAACUGAAGGGGUUUGCUAGUUUCAAUUGUAUGAAGAGCCCUUCUAUAUUGCUGACAAACAAAAGCAAUUGGAAUUUCCCGGCCGGUAGUCAAUUUGUGUUUCAGUGACGUCAAAAACCCAUCAUGGUCAAUUGCAAGCAUUUUCAAGCCUUCUUUAACUUCUUGUAGCCUAGCAAGAGCAGAAUGCCUUUUUGGAAGUAGAUCUUGUGGCAUGCUGUAUCAUCCAAUAAAUUUCUUGGGUUUUUGAAGGCUCACUUGAAAAGAUUCUUAAUGCCAGAACUGAUUCUGAUUCACAAAUAACUGAUUUUUUCUCGAGACUUUAUCAUUGUUUAUUCUUAAUGGAAACCUCCUGGCUGUUAUUGUGCAUUUCUACUUUGUUGCUGCUCUCUUCCAAAACUGGCAUCAUCUGAUGCAAAGACUGUCUUCUGAAACUGAACAAAUGAAGAGUUUGGGCUUUCAUGGGCAUAUAUCCUGUGCGCCCAAACUGGGCUCGAGUUUUGGCCUGAUCCGUUUCUCACAAAACUCUCAACUUAAACAGAACCUCAAAAUGCAGUUGAUUUGAGUUAUGUAGGUUGUUAACGAAAUAUUUUUUGUUUUAGAACAAAAAAUAUGAAAGUUGUGAGAAACUUUUCUCGUGUUGGUGUAGCGCCUUGCUUCUUGCCUUGUGUAUAUAUAGGUGUAUAUAGUGCCCAUGGUUUGUUUUUGACCAAUGCUACACGCUCAACAUGCAUUUCACAAAUCAUCACCAACCCCUCAAUGAAGAAAAUCAGUCAGUAAAAACCGGUGUGCGUUUUAAAGAAUGGACAGGCAGUCUUAUGAGGUUUGAUGAUUUUUAACUAACAAAAAUUCAAAAAUUUGAUUUUAAGAGCUUUUGUGCUAGGCGGCUUUGUACAGGUAGAAGUCAGUGUGAUUGUAGUAGAGUUAGGUUGACUUGUGUUUGUAAACAGUUCUAAUCAGCACUAUUUUUGUGAGAUUUGUGUUAUUCAGAAUUUUUUAUGAAUUGUUUAUGAUGCAAGAGGAACAUUGAUGAAAUCAAAAUAAGGGCUUUUUAUGAGGUUUUUAGUCAAGAAGUACAGAGAUCUUUGAAGAGUCGGAUUUGAAGACCACAUCGACCUGACCGGAGUGUUUAUUGGAGUAAAUUGCAUCUUCACUGUCUGUUGAACAUUAUUUCUCAGCCCAACAGGUUACCAGCCAAUGUGCUCUGUGAUGUCUGCUGCCCUUGGCAGGUACCCAGCUAAGGUUUUGCUUUGCACAUCGCACCAAAAUUGUUAUACGUGUGGGUAGCUCUACUAAGUUGGGCCAGGGCCCUGCUUGCCCAAGACACGGCCACAAACCGGUAUAGAUAAUGUCCAAACAUGUUGAUCAUGUUUUGAAUCAUUCUCUGUCAGAGUUCUUUAAAUCAAGUUUGUGUGGUUUUCAGCUCCGACAACUGUCGCCUUCUUCACCAGGGCUGGUAUCAAGUUUUUCCCAGUGAUAGGGAAACUUUCUGUCAAUUCAUCACGUUAUAUCAUUCACUGGCUUUUAUUUGGAAAUGAAAUCGAUCACAAAUGUGAAAUCGGUGUGGAAUGUAUCAUUUGUGGAACAUUUGCCUCACAGUCAGUGGAAAAACAAACAUAUACAAAUGUAGUGAAUUUAGCAUUGAUUCAUUUGGCUAGUUUUAGAGCGUUUCUGUCACCAAUGUUGUAUAAAUUGAGUAAAAACCCUUGUGGUUCAUUGUCACGUAACAUUCAUGCCUAUGUAUUCGCCGUUUAUUUUUAAGUCUAAUCAGUAUCAACAAGCUUAAAAUUAGAAAAACUUUUUUGUUUUUAGAUUCGACAUUGGCUUUAAUAUUUUUCAAAUUGUAUGCAUAUAUUGUUCCAAAAGAAGGUACAUGUAUUUCGUAGUGCAAGUCGCACCAACAUUUCUUUCCUAAUGCUUUCCUCUGUAAGCCGUACUGGUACUUGAUUUUUGAAGGAGUUUUUAUCGAUGGAGAUUUUUUUUCAGUGGAACUUAAUUCAAGCUCCGUUUAUUUAGGGGCAAGUUAGGAGAGUUGGUUUCUUAUCUAUAUACAGUCAGAAUUUUCCACUAAUAUUUAAUAAGUUGGGUUAUGUGUGUAUAUUAUAUGAGUGUUACAAUUUUUUCUUCUUAUUUCUGUAGGAUACAAUAAUGUGUGUAUUUUAGCUCUCUGUUCUGAUAUUACUAAAAAAGAAAAAAAAAGUCAAGAUUUAUGGAUAUUUUUUUCCUGGAAACAAGACAAAGGGAUAUAUGUAUAAAUAGUUAGUGCUAGUGGCUUUUUCAAUGACAAUGAAGUGUUUUCAUUAUAAAAUUAUUGUCAUGACACCUUCGAUGUUGUUGUUCUCACUUAAAAUGGUGGUUUGUUUGAUAUAUUUCAUGUAUAUUUGUCGUACGUGCACAUGUGUGUGUAGUUGAGCUUGAAUGGCUUUGGUAAGUUGGGAGGGUCAAUGAAAAAUGCAUGUACCUUAACAAUACACCCAUAAAACUGUUUUACAGUUUCACGACCAGCCCAAAACGAUAUUUCCGGGGUACUGAUUUUUUUCCCUAUUAUUUAUAAGGAGUUUUGCCGAAUAUCCACCACAUCCGUUCAAAAAGGAACACUCAUUGGCAGCAAAAAGUGCAUUUCUCGGCCAGUUUUGUUAUUCUCGUAUCAUGACACUUGCUUUAAAGACUCCUUGGUUUGGGCGAAUCAAGUUUGCGUCUAAUGUUGUGAAGAUUUUAGACUUAAUAUUUCAUGGACGCGAUCAUAAUAAUGAAACCUGUGGCCAGCUUCAGCAUGGAAAACUGGUUCUUAUGGAGAAGUUAAAAAGACACUCAAUUCUUUACAUAAGGGACUUUUUUCCGAGUUAAAACUGGUAAAUGUGGGACAGCCAUAUUUCAGUGGUUGACUUUUUCUUGAAUUCCGAAAAUCUCGGGAAAGAUUUUAUUUUUAAUUUUGUACCGUGCAUGCAGUAGGCUUUAAUGAUUUAUGAAGUGGGCCUGCAUGUUCAUUGAUUUCAUUGAUGGGAUUUCGGCCAGUCGGCCUGUAUUUUGUUUCUCUCGAUUUGAGGUUAAAAGGCGAGAUAUUUCAGUGUUUGCAUUGCGAUGUGUUUUUAAACAUCUUGUAAUUGCCAGCGGAUGCCAAUUGUUUGCCAAUAUCAAAAUGUAGACACCAAAUUUCUUCAUGACUUGAUCAAGUUAUAGUUUGUAAUUGAUACAGAUUCUCGUAGUAGAGAUGUAGUUUGUGUCAUGUUGUUUAUCCGAGUUAUUAGAGUAAAUUUCAUUGACAAGUUUACCGUAUGUACAUUUAGAAUGAGCAUUUGAUAAAAGAAUGUUAAUAUUUUUCUGUAUCUAAGUACGAUGUAGCGUUUUAUGCGAGACACAUCAGUGGGUAUGUGUUUGUAUUCUUACGAAAACUAGUCAACUCAACCGUGAGAUUGGGGAUGAUGAGAGCCACCCCUGCUUCCAGAAUAGUGUGUCUUGAAACAGUGAUUUUUAUCUUAACGUUUGGGAUGUACUAUUUGUGUUCUGUGGCGUGUUUGGAGGGGUGUUGUUGUGCUUCUUCUUUUCUUCGGAUUGGGUUUAAAGUAGUUCAACUGCCGUCUGUUAUAUGCAGGGUAUAUUUGCUGUUUAUAAUUAUAUAGCCGACACCAUGAUUGAAAAUAAUUAUUCAUGAUUAUAAAUUGUUAUGCAAAACGAAUCAUGCGAAGACUUUUGGAGUUAUAUUAUGCUGUUUUGGAUAGUUCCAAACGGUCGUUUUUAACAUGAUAUUUGAGUAUAAUGUCUUGCCAUGUGCAUACUAUUGAAGGAUUGCGGUGUUUACUCUAUAUAUUUUGUUGCGUCACUAACUUUGCACUUAUGGGAAGUUUUUUACACGUUUGUAAGUCGAAUUCACGAAAGAAGUACAUGUAUAACUAUUUUUUCGCAUGGAUGUUCACAUUGUGGAGUAAAGAUGUAAUUGUUUUUUUUUUUUCAGAAAUGGCUUUGAAACUAUUUUUCUCACGUAGAAUAGGAACUUGUAGGUAAUUUCUGAAGGGCAAAAAUCAUGGCAGUACCGUAACAACAAGUGAAAGUCGAGCAUGUUGUGGCAUUUUGAGUGAAAUUAGGUCUUCCAAAAAGCCAUUGAUGGUGCAUAUAAGUCAAAUAACUUUAUUUUACGUUGGUUACUCAAAUCAUGAUCACAAGUGUAGAGUAAAUCUGUUGCGUAGAUCUGCUGCGUAAUUCCAUGAUUUUCGUCGGUGUCACCGUCACUGCAUUAAGUCAAGUGCAGGAAACCAGGCCUUGCUACAUGCAUACAUGCAUAAAUUCAUUAUUUCUGAGGGUUACUAGAACCAAAGGAGCAAAAUAGGUAGAAUACUAUCAUGUCAGAACCUCACAGUCAUAAAAUCCAGGCCCAAUUAAUCGUCUCCGUCGUGUGACAGUUUGAUUGAAUUGCUCACGAGCUGGGGAACUGCGGCCGAAUAUCAAUACCAGAAACAAGACAUAAAUCUCUCCCGGCCCGAAUUUAUGAACUUGAUGAGUGAUGGCCGGCAACGGUUGUUCAAGUUCUUUGCAUAUACAAUGUAGUUAUUGAUAAUAAUGUACAUGUACCCUACGUGUAGACUGUACAUGUAUAAUAUGCACGUGGCACCAUACUAUUAAUCAUAUCCUACCAAUAAUGUGCUAUAUACAUACAGUAGCCUAUGUAAGAAUAUGUCAAGUCGUAAUGUAAAGCCGAGCUACAUGUAUACUAGGCAACCAUGCGAAUUAAACUAAUAAAGUGAGAAAGAGCUUCGCCUUGUAAUGCGA